Anthostomella pinea is the source of this 315-nucleotide messenger RNA. The record is from the annotation of a GenBank genome assembly. Lineage: Eukaryota; Fungi; Ascomycota; Sordariomycetes; Xylariales; Xylariaceae.
AUGAGCGUCAACCUUGUCGGCGAUCUAAUGACAGGGGGGUUCCUCCCGGUAGACAGGCUGGACGAGACCCGAAGCAGCCUGGGGAAUGUGCUCCGAGGCAACGGCUUCCCGGAUAGGGGCAAGUUCCUCAAGUUUUUCGAUAGCCAAUACGAAGAACCGUGUGCCCAGAUCAUAACCAAAGCGAAGAUGGCCUGUCUCGCAAUGCUGGCAAGAAGAAGAGAGGCGAUACUCUGGCGCAUAUGCUUGGACGACCAGCUGCAAGACCAGACGCAGGAGCACGAGAAUGAUGAUGAGGAGACGCUGAAGCGAUUCUGA